AUGGCCGCUACAGUGGUGAGGACCGAAUUACUCAUUGUUGGCGCCGGACCAGCCGGCGCAUCGCUCGCUUGCUUCUUGGGAUCUCAUGGUCGGACCGGAAUCAUAAUAUCCGCUGCGCCGGGCACGGCCGAGACCCCAAGGGCACACAUCACCAACAUGGCAGCUUUAGAAUGCCUCCGUGACAUAGGCCUGGAUCGCGAAUGCACCACAGUGGCGGCUCACGGAGAUAAUAUGCAGCACACCAGAUGGUGCAUGUCAAUGGCGGGCGAGGAGCUCGCUAGGGCCUAUUCCUGGGGUCAUGACCCCUUCCGCAAGGGUGACUACGAAACAGCCAGUCCCUGUGAAGGACACAUAGACCUCCCCCAGACGGAUCUCGAGCCUAUUCUUAUAAGGCGAGCCACUCACGAUGGCUGGGCAGUUCGGUUCAGCACCACGCUAUUAAAAAUCAGCCAAAAUGACUCCGGUGAGGUCAUUUCCGAGGUUCGAGACAGUCUGACUGGGCAGAAAUACCUCAUACAGUCGCGUUACGCAUUCGGCUGCGACGGAGCAAGAAGCCAAGUGGUGAGAGAAGUAGGGAUUCCGCUCAUCAAGAAGCCGACCAAAGGCUUAGCUCUGAAUAUCUUGAUAAGGGCAGAUAUGUCUCAUCUUAUCAAGGACCGAAAAGGGAAUUUGCAUUGGGUUGUGCAACCGCAAAAAGGGUGCCCGCCAUGGGGGUGGGCUGGCCUUUUUCGCAUGGUCAAGCCAUGGACAGAAUGGAUGGCUAUUCUCAUGCCUCACCCAGGUGCUGACAUGACUGCUGACGACAUGGAAGCCACCGAAGAGGAGUACGUCGCUCAUGUAAAACAGAUGAUUGGCGAUGAAUCGGUCGAGCCGGAGAUAUUGAAUGUGAGCAAGUGGUGGAUCAAUGAAACGGUGGCAGAGUACUAUUCCGUCGGUAACGUCUUCUGUCUGGGCGAUGCCGUUCAUCGUCAUCCGCCCUUUAACGGACUGGGAUCAAAUACCUGUAUUCAAGAUGCGUUCAACCUUGCAUGGAAAAUAUCCCAUGUCAUGUCCGGAAAAGCCGGGCCCGGCCUCCUGGACACCUUUAGCAUAGAACGUCAACCGGCGGGAGUUGACGUCGUUCGGAGGGCCAACCAAGGUCUCAGGGAUCAUUCAUCUUGGAUGGAGACGGUCGGAUUGCUGGAACCCGACAUGACGAAACGGCGUGAAAUACUCGCAGAGUUUGAUGAUGCUGGCCCAAAAGGACGGCUUCGAAGGGCAGAGUUUCAGCGCGCGAUUGAACAGACGGCAAGCGAGUUCCACGGAUUGGGGGUGGAAAUGAACCAGUUUUACUCAUCUUCUUGCGUUUAUCGAGAGGAUGAAGCGGGGGAGAAGCCUGAGGCGAAAAAUUCAACAGACCACUAUCAUGUCACGACAAAGCCGGGUAGUCGGCUGCCACACGCAUGGCUGAAUUCCAGAGUUCCAGGACCGAGGCUGUCCACGAUUGACUUGGCUGGCCAUGGACGCUUUUGCUUGCUCACUGGGCCUGGGGGCCAAGGCUGGAAAGAGGCUGCCCAGACGGUUUCUGGCGGUCUCGGGGUAGACAUCAGCUGCUACUCGAUCGGAUGGAGGCAAGACUACGAAGACGUGUACUUUGACUGGGCUCGCAGAAGGGAAGUGGAGGAAGACGGAUGCAUCUUGGCACGGCCGGAUCGGUUUGUGGCGUGGAGAUGCCCGUCGAUGCCGAAGGAUUGUGCGUCCAAGCUCCGAGCUGUCAUGACGUCAAUCUUGUCUCUGUAG
Ustilaginoidea virens is the source of this 1779-nucleotide messenger RNA. RefSeq lists its product as uncharacterized. The record is from RefSeq and is a predicted model, not a curated record. The transcript is spliced from 5 exons. Gene Ontology annotation, molecular function: FAD binding. The coding region runs from base 1 to 1779 and encodes 592 amino acids. NCBI's taxonomy places the organism in Eukaryota, Fungi, Ascomycota, Sordariomycetes, Hypocreales, Clavicipitaceae.